GAAGCUUCCCGCCGCCCAAUAAAAAAUUAUGACGCAGGCUCGAUGAGGUGGCCUCUUUGCCAGUCUUCCGUUUUAUUAUUAACUGCGCCUGCUUCUUGGCUGAGCCUCAACCACCAGGGCUCUGUUUCAAUGGACCGUGCUGGUUGAAACAUGCCGUGCGUGUGACUACGCUUUGUGAAGUCACGCUUUGGGCAUCUCAGUUUCCUUUAUUUUUUCUAGCAGCCUCUACGCUGGCAGCAAAACCCCAACUCAAACUACACAUCACAUAGGAACCCCGUCUUCUGAUGGAUACUCAAUCACAAUGGAAUUGGAGUGCGGUUGAUGAUGAAGGGCUUCGCCAGCGAAGGCAGCAAGACGACAGUCCGUCGGCUCACGAGGAAGACGAUUCAGCACCUGAGGUCCCAGAGCCGCCUCGCCCGGAACCUACCAGACGACGUGGCUUCUACCCGCCCCGAACUUGCCGAAUCUGCCUCGAUACAGAAACCGCGAAGUUCCGGUCAACGACUAGGACAUCGUUGGGGCUAUCUGCAUCGUCAACAAAGCCCAUUUACGAGUCUGACGACCCGGAGCUAGGACGACUACUCUCUCCUUGCAAAUGCAAAGGUACACAGAAAUACGUCCACGAGGGAUGCCUCAAUGCAUGGAGGAAGGGCAGCCCGGAUGCGAGCGCCAACCUGUGGCAAUGCCCUACGUGCUUGUAUCAGUACAAGCUUGUCCGUCUGCAGUGGGCAUCGCUGUUGGGAUCCAAGCUGAUUCGGGCACUGCUCACAAUUGUCAUUUUUGUCAUCUCCGUCUUCCUGUUGGGCUUUGUUGCUGACCCAAUCUUCAACUUGUGGAUGGAUCCUUUUGGAACCAUCGGUGACAGUGUUGCUGGCGUUCUCGGCGACGACGACAAUGACCUUUUAUACGACCCGAUUUACGAAUCUACCGGAUCAUGGUUGGAACACUGGCUCAAGGGAUUCUUUUCAUUGGGCGUUGUUGGGGUUAUCAAAUCCACUUUGAUGAUGUCUCCAUGGCAUUGGGCUAUGAGAGUUGGUGGCCGCCGAAGACGCGGCAACGGCCGAGACCGCGUCGAAGAUAUCUCGCUAGUGCUUGUGCUGAUUGGCGCAUUUGCCGCUCUCAAGGGUAUCUGGUCAGGCGUGCGGAUGCUGAGCGACAGGAUCCUACAGAGCGUGCGGGACAAGGUGCUCGACGUAAAUGACGACGGCGACGAACCCGAGCCAGAGCCAGAGCCAAAGGCAGAGGCUGACGACACAGCCAAUGCAGCAGGUCAAUCCUAGAAAGUCUAAUACAUGUUUUACAGAUUCUCUCACUGGGCGCCCAUGUGCUAUGCCUUUAUGCUAUUUGCGUGUUUGUAUGAAACCGCACACUCUUAAGUUGCCUUGAGCUAUGCUCCUCCGUAUCGAGUCAACUAGUCUGUGUGCGAAGAUGAACCCCAUCCUGCCAGUAUCUUGAAGAGUAUUACCGUUUUGGUAUAUACACAUUCGUACAGAUCGGUGGGAAACCUUGCCAAGGGAAGUGCAUUGAAGAUUGGCGUGGCGUUUUGUCUUGCCUUUUUUGCUUCGGUGUUGUCUUAUUGGGCUACUCGGUGCACUCCAGCGCCAGGUGUUGCGUAGCUUAUAACAGUUCCUUGGCACAUUUUUUUUUUCAUUUAUUCAUCUAUAUAUGUCCAUUGUGAAUGACCCUGCUCGCGUAGUGUGUAACUAUCGCCGUGAGACUAGUAGAAAACAAAGCAUAUGAGCUGGAGCUUUGACUACAAGGCUGUAACACCGUUUUACAUCGUAGUAGCGUCCGUUCUCUGUAUGGUAUACGACUAGGUGAUGUUGCGGCCAGCAAUUGUCCCUUUGUUAAAAUAUUAUACUAAAUCGAAGAUUGUAUAAUCUUGUAAUCCUAUACUAUUAUGCUCCUACAUAAUAAUAUAUUUUUU
Messenger RNA from [Torrubiella] hemipterigena, 1927 nucleotides. Lineage: Eukaryota; Fungi; Ascomycota; Sordariomycetes; Hypocreales; Clavicipitaceae. The record is from the annotation of a GenBank genome assembly.